This is a messenger RNA of Cyprinus carpio (common carp), 2003 nucleotides long. It is a transcript of the gene lrit3b, whose product is annotated as leucine-rich repeat, immunoglobulin-like and transmembrane domains 3b. Lineage: Eukaryota; Metazoa; Chordata; Actinopteri; Cypriniformes; Cyprinidae. Gene Ontology annotation, molecular function: protein binding. The record is from RefSeq and is a predicted model, not a curated record.
UAGUUACCAAGCAACGAAGACCGAAAUCCGGAAUGGAGCUCUGUAUAUAAGUGGAGCGGAGCGGCAGAGAGAGUUCUUCAUAAUCACGCCGCCGUGGCUCCACUCCGGGUUUUUUCACUUCCCACACCCCAUAUCGAGAGAAACCCAGCUCUGAGCAAUCGUGGAACCAGAGAAAACGCGGACAGUAUUUGGGAAUGUCACAGUCCUGCUCAGACAGAGAGUGGUAUUUUCCUGGAACAGUUGUGUGUGAGAUGCUUUAUGUGUCUCUAAAGCGAUGCAUCCACUUCUGUAUGGAGACCUUACUUUGUGCUUGGCUUUGGUGGUCUGUGCACAGAGUCCUUCGUGUCCGUCUCUGUGCACCUGUGUGCUCCAUGGUCGCAGCAAUGCCAAGGGACUCAGAACUGUGCUCUGUAAAAACCCAGCCUUGACUGCCAUUCCAGUAGGUCUGCCAAGUGAUGCAGUCAAGUUUCGUUUAGAGCGCACCUCUGUUUCCAGGAUCUUCAGAGGUGCUUUCUCUGCCAUGCCAGAACUGCUUUAUUUGUGGCUUACAUAUAACUCCAUCAAUGUUCUUCAUCCAAGGAGUUUCACAAACCUGUCUUUCCUUCAUGAGUUACGAUUGGAUGGGAAUCUCCUGUCCUCCUUCCCCUGGGAGGGACUCAGGGAUGUGCCCCGCCUCCGAACACUUGGACUGCACAAUAACCGCCUGGCACGAAUCCCACCCCUGGCUGCACGUUACCUUGCCAAUGUGACUUACCUGGACCUCUCGAGCAACAGGCUGAGCACCCUGCCCAACGAUCUGACUGCUCUCUGGCCGUUCAGUGACAGCACUCAGACCCAGCGCUCAGUGGUUUUAGGUCUUCAGGACAACCCCUGGGUGUGUGAAUGUAGGCUUUCUACUUUGCUUGACAUUAGUAAAGCCCCAGAAAAUUCUCUGGUCCUGUUGGAUCGAUUCCUGAACUGUAGUGAACCACCGGAUCUUGCUGGAGUUCCCUUUCAGAGCGUGGAGCUCACUCGCUGCCGCAGGCCCUACGUGGUGACCUCUGCCACCAAGAUCACAGCUCUACUUGGUAGCAAUGUCCUACUUCGCUGUGAAGCUACAGGACACCCGACCCCAACACUGAUGUGGAUCAAAUCUGCUAUACCCAACCUUUAUAAACAAGGUUGUUGUAAGCAGAUGCAAAGCCGCAUGGACACUGAAAGAUUGCCCAGAAAACUUUCUGGCUAUGUACAAGAAUCUCCACGUGUGGGAAUCCGCUGGUCAGCAGUCAGUCUGAAUGGAAUAUCAUAUAGCGAUGCAGGGGAAUACCGGUGCAGAGCACAAAACAUGGCAGGGAUUUCAGAGGCCAUUGUCAGUCUGAAUGUGGUUGGGGUAAUGGCUGAAUAUGCAGACUCCAAAAAUUCUGACCAACAGCAAACAGCUGCAAAAUCAACCAAUAUAAAGAGGAAACCUAACCAGAAAUUGAAGGCAGUACCUUCUUUGUUAGCUCGAAACAUGACUAGACCACUCUCCCCUCCAAAGAGAGUCAUGAAAAUCCCCAAAGCCAGCAGAGACAAAAUGAAAAGAGACCGGACAGCUGUUCAAAACCUGCCACAGAGACACUUUUUGAUCGCUUCUGAAAAUCCACUGCAAAGAAGACAAAAACCUCAUGUCUCCAUGUCAAUUCACACCUGACACAUUUAAAUUAUAUAUGUAUAUUUUCAGGAAGUUUCUUUUUUUCAUAUGAAUGGCCAUAACGUUGUGUAUAUUUCCUCAUCUGAGAGGUUUUUUUUUAUUAUUAUUUACUCAGCUAUGACCACCAGAUGGCAGCUCUGAGCUAAAGACACUUUAAGACAAAAGGAGCUAGUGAACUGAAAUUGUACUUUUGAAAAGUGUCAAAAUUUAUGUUCCCUCACAUGAACCACUAGUUAUGUCAGUAGUCUAAUAAAAGUCACAUACAGUACAACAGUAUUAGGCUUAUAGAUGACCUAUUGCCAUGCAUUAAGAGUAUUGACAGGCUACAAUC